Messenger RNA from Amoebophrya sp. A25, 287 nucleotides. The record is from the annotation of a GenBank genome assembly. NCBI's taxonomy places the organism in Eukaryota, Dinophyceae, Syndiniales, Amoebophryaceae.
AGGUGUGGCGGCUGCGCUCGCAAGAACGCACCGCCGAAGCUGGUCGCUAAAUGGUUGAACGUUCAUCAUAUCAUUAUAAUAUACAAAGAAGAGGCUUCAGGCAUACAAAGGUUCAUAAGCUGUAUCCUAGAAAUCAAGUCCGUCAUGAUGUGGAUGAUUGAUUAUGUGUGUACCAAUCUAGGCCAAGGCCGUUUGUUAAUUCCCAUGCGAAUGAAAAAAGCCCCGCCUUCAUGAUCACGACCCGAGGCCGACGACGAGCGAGGACGGCACAAGGCGGCGAGCCGCCU